This is a messenger RNA of Patella vulgata (common limpet), 3597 nucleotides long. RefSeq names its product LIM homeobox transcription factor 1-beta.1. NCBI's taxonomy places the organism in Eukaryota, Metazoa, Mollusca, Gastropoda, Patellidae. Gene Ontology annotation, cellular component: nucleus. The coding region runs from base 166 to 1266 and encodes 366 amino acids. The record is from RefSeq and is a predicted model, not a curated record. Gene Ontology annotation, molecular function: RNA polymerase II transcription regulatory region sequence-specific DNA binding; DNA-binding transcription factor activity, RNA polymerase II-specific. The transcript has 8 exons. Gene Ontology annotation, biological process: regulation of transcription by RNA polymerase II; neuron differentiation.
UCAAAAGAGGGAGUUGUAUAGAUAAUGUGGCAGACGACACUUUCAACCCGUGGUAUGACGGUCACGCCGGGAUACCUCACAUAGUGGGAUUAUUUAGCUAAUUUGCAUAUAUGACCAACAAACGAUAUUAACCAAUAUAAGAGGGUGAGGUAGUCAAAGUUAUUCAUGGUUUCUGGGUUGUCUAUGGCAGCAGGACUGAACUCGAUUAUAGAUUCACAAGGGCUUCCAGAAAAACCAGGAAAAAUGCCGACACAAGCUUUACAUAAGGAAAUGUGUACUGGUUGUCAGAUGCCGAUUGAAGAUCGUUUUUUAUUAAAAGUUAUGGAAAAUUCUUGGCAUGAAACAUGCUUACAAUGUGCUCUGUGUCAAAUGCCUUUGAGUGGUUCCUGUUUUGUCAGAGAUAGAAAAUUAUAUUGUAAAACAGAUUAUGAAAAAUUAUUUGGAACAAAAUGUAACGGAUGUCUUCAAUCUAUUCCUGCCAACGAGUUAGUUAUGAGGGCUGCCGGUUUUGUUUAUCAUCUGCGCUGUUUCUUGUGUAUGGCAUGCGGGCACCAAUUACAGAAAGGCGAAGAAUUUGUUGUUAAGGACGGCCAACUCUUCUGCCGGUUAGACUUUGAAAAAGAAUUUAGUAUUUUACCAAUGAGUCCGAAAAGUGAUUGUAGUGAUUUUUGCUAUGAUGAUAGAGAUAGUAGAGAUUCUAAAGGACCUAAACGACCUCGCACAAUUUUAAAUACCAGUCAAAGAAGAAAAUUUAAAGCAGCAUUUGAACUUAACCCUAAACCAUGUCGAAAGGUACGGGAAGCAUUAGCAGCUGAAACUGGUCUUAGUGUUAGAGUUGUCCAGGUUUGGUUCCAGAAUCAGAGAGCUAAGGUGAAGAAGAUCGCACGUAAACAGAAUGUAGAAACUAACAAUAACAAUGAUGGCAAAAAAUCUAAAAAAUCAAUAAAACGAAAAUCUGAUGAUGAUAGCGAUUCGUCUGAUUGUGGUGGUAAUAACGAUAGUGAUGAGGGUAUACCAAGUUUACCGUCUAUGAAUGAUGGCCAACAGUAUAACCAGCUUCACCAGUUUGAUAAUCAAGGUCCUUUAUACAGCGGACAAGCUCUCCCAGAAUCCAUGUAUCCAGAAACCCCAAUGGACGAUAAUGUCGACUCCAUUGAUCACAUGUUAAUGUCGGAAAAUCUUACUCAUAGUUCCAUGGCAGGCAAUUUAAUAAACCCCAUAGAUAAACUAUAUUCUAUGCAGAGCUCCUAUUUUUCUGCCGAUUAAUUUUAUUUCUUACGAUAUAACAUUACGAAGUAAUAAGAUUUUGAAGGACGUUUCAAUGGUGUGAUGAAUCAGUUUGCGUUAUCUUCCUGUGGCUUGUAAAAAGUAACUUUUGACGUGAAAAACUUGAGAAAAUAAAACGUUAUUAUGACAGUCUUGCCAGCAUAAUAUUUCAUUAAAUUUUAUUUAUAUUCGGAAGAAGGCAGGACAAUGAAGUGCGAAGAACGCAACAGGAAGUGACUAAAGACAAACUGUGUGAUUUGACCAACAGAUAGUAGGUCUCCGAUUCCACAAAAAAUACCAGCCAUGAGAUAGAUGUGCGAUAGAGACACAAAAUAGACUCACUAGUGUGUUUUCUUGUGUUCUUUUCAUUUUAUCACGAAAUGUGAAGACAGGGGAGGAGUAUCGCAUGGAAUAAAACGUCACCGAUGAGUGAAAAGACAAACUGAAGUGAUAGGUCUUGUAGUAUCUCGAAUAACCAUUAUCGAGAUAUUAAUGAUGUACUCUUAAUCACAGAAAACCGAAGACAUUAAUUAUUGUUCCAAUAUAUUCCACGUAUAAAGUACGUUAUUUAGUGCAAACAUUUGUAUAUAUAGUAUAUAGUAUUUAUUAAGAACUUGAAACCAAAGUUAUAUCUAUACAUACCGUAUAACAGUGAACUGUUUGAACACCGUUCGUUCAAUUUCUCUGGUUGUGAGAUAACUUUAUAAUGAGUAUAUAUGUAUAUAUACCAGUGCCGUUUGGUAUAAUUGAUGUUUUGUGAAUAUAUCUUUCUAUAUGUCUUGUAAUUCUAAAUCUUUCUUUCUCUCCAUAUUUACUACUAUAUACUAUGUGCAAUAUAUGAAUACAUUAGAUAUUAUCUCAUAGGUUUUAUUGCAGCAAAUAUUCAUAUAAGAAAUGAAAAUUUUAAAAAUAUCCCAAAGUUCUGAUAAUUAUUAUAACAGAUUGGCUUUGCAUGACCUUUGAUCGAGGAUGGUUGCACGUCAUAUUUGUUAAAUCUAUCAAAACCUCCCUCCGAAAUAUCAAGGGAAACAGGUGCUUUGAGUGUUUGGAAAGAUGUUAAUCGGUAUGCUGCAUUUAUUGUUUGUUUUAUAAAUUCCCUUUUUUAGUGCGGCUUAAGUAACUUGUCCAAAAACCUGUCUCUUAUAUUUUUAAAAUUCGAAGUGGAUCCGUAAAAUCUAUGAAGGUAUUUCUAUAAAUAAUACAGCGGUGCGAAAAGACAAAACUUUGUUUACAAGAUGCCAUGGGAACGACAUAAUGUUAUAGUCAGAUAAUAUUAACGAUUUAUUUCUUUACGAACGAUCGUAUUUGAUAUUACACAAAUAUCCUUUUUGAAGCUCGUUAAUUAAUAAUUUAAAUUAAAAAUUUUUGAGACUAAUUUAUAGAUGUUGAUAAUAAUAGAGACUUUUGGCAAGCGUAAAUUCCUUGUCCGUAUCGUGUAUCCGUAUCGAUUUUGCGUGUGACGUCAUUAGUGCGUGUGUUUUUUUCAUACGUGAUACGGCAGCAAUUUUAGACGUUGAAAUGUUGUGCUGUAGAGUUUUUAUGAAUCAAUGUGUAUAUUUGAUGUGAUUUUAACCACGAUAAAGACUGGAAUUUAAUCAUUACUUUUGAUGAGAUUUUCGCGGAAUGUUCAUAUUUUUCCUGUCUGUCUGCAUACUGGUUGAUCUACGUGCUAAAAUUCAGGAGGUGGGACCUUGCAAAUCUGUAAAAGGGGUAUAUACUUUCUGAAAUCGUAGAUUAGUGAAACCAAACAUUGCUGUCGAGUCAAAGUCGAAGAUACUUAAUAAGACUUGACACUAUUUUUUUUUAAAUUUUAAAUAGCUCAGCGACUGUCGAGCGACUUUACUCCCUUCAGGAAUUUGUAGGCUAGGCACUUGACUAGUACCUUUGUUGAUCUUGGUAGAUAACUGCCAUCAUGCUGUAAUAGAACUAAGCUCAGCCCAGCUACCCAUAUGUACGCGGCGCUAAAAUCUACCAAAACUUCAAACCUACAAUGACGCAACGUAUCACAUGACACGGAUGGGAAAAAUUCCACUUGCCAAAAGUCUCUAAUGUAUACGAAAGUUUCACUUAUCGCAUUCCAAAAGAAUGGUCGCAGCCUCUAUACUAGCGAUCCCUGAAUAUAUUUCAUCACAAUUAUUACAUUAAUCUGCUUUCUGCUUUAUUUAAAACAAAAUUAAGUCUACUAUACUUUAAAACAUGUUUUGCUGAUCAUUUCUGAGAACCAUGUUUCUUUGUGUCUCAGUAUAUCUUUAUUUAUUACAUUCCACGUCGUCUGUUUGUCUACUUUGAUUUUGUUGUUAUACUGUUAUUCUACCUCUUUUAUUUCUUAAA